Molecule: messenger RNA, 843 nt
Organism: Saccoglossus kowalevskii
Lineage: Eukaryota; Metazoa; Hemichordata; Enteropneusta; Harrimaniidae
Product: histamine N-methyltransferase-like
Source: RefSeq, a predicted model, not a curated record
AUGGCGAAAUCAGUUCGAGCAUUAUCGGAAUACACAAAGGAAUAUAACGAGAGAUUCCAGACAAUGAUGGACCAUGGUUUGAAGUCCAGGGAAGAUAAUUAUAAACAAGAAAUGGCAGAUAUUUUACGACUAGGUGUGUCGAAGAAACCCCGUGUUCUUGCAAUAGGAUCUGGCAAUGGGGAGGUUGAUCAAUUUGUGAUUAACACUUUGCUGGACACCUAUGAUGACAUACAUUAUUGUGUUGUUGAGCCUGCUAGCAGUCCAUUAAAUGACUUCAAGAGGCUGAUUCAAUCUUAUGAAAAUCGAUGGAACUCCGUGACUUUUGACUUUCACGAAGAAGGAAUCAACGAAUAUCUCGCAGAAGGUGGCGCCUCCGAGAACUUUGACCUCAUCCACGCCUUCCACAGUGUAUAUUUCUUCAGAGAUGCGGGAAGUGUGUUGUCACAGUUGUAUGGUAUGCUUCGUCACGAUGGCAUGUUGUUUAUUAAAGUUGCAGCAGGAGCGAUCGAAAAAUGGUAUUUGCAGCGUGCGAAAAUCAGUAAUAUUUUCUUUCCACACUCGUGUCAAGUCCAAGAAUUAAGCAGCCGCGAGCUUCCGAGCAUCACCAUGGAAAUUACUUGCCGACCAUAUACAAUGAACAUAACAGAGUGUUUUAACGAAAAUUCGGAAGAUGGAAACAAAAUGUUGGAUUUCAUCAAUCAGAAGUUGGACUACCGCCGGUCAACUCCACUGAAACAAGUGGAAUAUUGUUUACACUUCCUCAGAGAUGAAUGCUCCGAGGUUCGAAAUGAUGAAAUCUUGUUUCUUUUAGUUGAUGAUGAUAUUGUUGUCAGGAAAGUCUAA